Molecule: messenger RNA, 5159 nt
Organism: Mya arenaria
Lineage: Eukaryota; Metazoa; Mollusca; Bivalvia; Myida; Myidae
Exons: 19
Coding region: 242-4483 (1413 amino acids)
Molecular function (GO): protein binding
Source: RefSeq, a predicted model, not a curated record
CCCAAAAAAGGAACUUGUACUGAUUUUUAUCAAGAAGAUAAUGAACUAUUUUAUGCUCCAAGAUAAAGAAACCUUUUGUAUUUAAAAUUAAUUUGUUCUUACAAAAUUGUGAAAAAAUGUUGUUUAUAAGUAAGAAACAAGUAGCAACUGCGAGUGUAGGCGUUUACUAGGUACACAUUACUUUCAUAUACUAGACAAUACAUGUUGAAAAGGAAAUAGUUAUUAUCUGCAUACCAGAAACAUGCGUGUUGAUGAAACCGCCGGACGCGAGUGGACAACCAAAUCGGACAAAACUGUACAAAAUGGUAUUUUGCCCUCAGCUAGCGGAAAUGCUCGCCAGUCUGAAAAUAAAACGGCAAAUGAUGAAGAUGAAAUUUCGGCACGAUCUAAGAAUAUUGCCGGUGACCGACUGAAUGACGCCACUAGCGACAAACACAAUCCAUCUUUCAAUCAAGGAGCAGAAAAUAGCAAAACUGUGAGCAAUAAAUCUACAACACUAGACAUAUUUUCUGAAGUGAAUGACAAAAAUGGCUCGGAAAACAGUAUCAUACUGCCAGAUAUUAACAAAUCUGCCAGUUUGGACGGAGCAUCCACUGCUUGUCGCACCAUGGACGCCGUUUACGAGGGAGCCUCCCCUUCCGGUCGCAUCAUAAGCACCGAUCCGAACGGCGUCUCUACUUCCGGGCGCACCAUGGACACUGUCCUCCUGCAGCAGAGGAUCGACAGGUACGAACAAAAGGACCCAGCGACGUCCGAGGUUGACCCGGGCUCUCUGGCAGAGGAGAUGACAAUCGCAUUGAGCCGGUUGAGCAGCCCUGUAGACGGUCCCUCCAAACCGGUAGCCCUCGAUCUGCCACCCCAGAAACUACAACUGCCUGGCGACAUAGGGGAACAGAAAACGUCCCCUCCUUCUCUUCCGGUGCAGGUAGGGAAAACUCAUCCAAGUCGGCAGAUCGUGGUUGCUGAUACAGGUAAACAGGAAAAACAGCCUGGACAGGAACCAGCUGAUAAUCGAGUGAAAGAGGGACAGCGGACGGAUAGACGAAAGGCGGUAACUACCCGGAAAGUGAAAAUAACCUUGGACAAGAAGAAAUCUGCAUCUAAACAAUACAAAACUGAUGACAUGAGUUUUCUCGACCUGAGCCCUCGCUCUUACCAUGGGGCCUGGAGGACUGUCGGUCGCGGUGGAGGCGGAGACCGCAAAGGUCGGCUGGUUGACAACCAUGUGAAGAAGCAUGCGCUGUACCACGCGCGGUUCGCGGCCGCCCCAGACCGCCGCCAGGCCUUUUACCACGCGCGGUACUAUUACUACUCGUCCAACUUGAUCUACUCGAGGUACCGCAUCUCCCGGGUCUUCAUGAGAAAGGAGAAAGCUGGUCUGCAUUUGAUGCGGCCGGAAACCAACUACAUCCGAUUGUGUCUGGCAUGCGUGGAAGUCGGCACGGAGCUGCUGAGGGAUGCUUUCCGGCGCUUCCUUGGCAGCAUGCAGCCCUACCAGACGUUUGAAUUCUUCUUGGCCGCAAACCGGAAGAAGAUCACCGGCUACGCAUCGACUGAGAGAAUCAUAAGCUCAAGAUGGAAGACCAUUUAUCCAGAAACAGGGGUGGAAGUUCAGCUGGAGCAGCUUGAUCACGUGUUACUUUUCUGGUUAUUACGUCACAUGUGUAGGUACCGGCGAGUGAAUGACGUCAUCUGGCGAUGGAAGGCAGCAAAGAGUGACACUAGCGAGGUUGCAGAUGUCACCAGGAUUCGCGACCUCCGCAACUUUCUUCUUGACAUAAAAGAACGGACACUAUUUGAAGACGAGUAUAAAAGAAAAAUUGAUGAUUUCAAGAAAGUAACCAAACGACUGGCCAGUGAGAGUUCAAUCAAGGAACGCCUCGAUCGCUUAGAUGCUUUACAGAAGAAAGAACCGGAAGUCAGUGACACAGAAAAGCUUGUUCUGUUGUUGAAGGGUUGGGCAUCGGAACUUGGCGAUAGAAACAUCGGCAAGAUAGCACCUCUGAAGCAAGCUUGGGAUGUCGUCAAUGAGACAAAAGAGUUCACCCGGCGGUUCAUGUCGCGGCAUCGGAAGCCAAAACUGUUCGUGAAGUUCCGGUCGUAUGAGGCAGUGGCGGAAACAAUUGAGAAGCACGGAGUCGUAGUUAUUGUGGGCAACUCAGGGGAGGGUAAGACGACCGCGGCUGUAGCGCUGCUAGCAAGUCGAUGGGACGCGGACGAGGCUGUGGUUUUGACGGACCCUUCGAAGUUGGGUUUCCUGGAUACGCGCACUGCCGCCUCACUGUUCGUGGACGAUAUGUUUGGCAGCAUGUACUUACUGGAGCAAGAUCUGCGGUCCUGGGAACCUAAGUUUGAACAGAUGUGGAGCUGCGCCAGUCAAGCACGUGCAGGCAAGCGGGCGUAUAUCGUGAUCACCAUGCGAAAACACGUGUAUGAUCAAUGCGUACAGACGCUUGCCAAAUACAAACUGUUCCACAAGGACCACAUCGUGGAAUUCAACUCUAAAGAUCUAACUUCCGCGGACAUGCGGCAGAUGCUUUCCUACCACAUCCUGGUUGACAGCCAGGUCCGUGCCGAGAUCUACCGGAACGCGCACCUCCACACGGGCUCCCUUGGAUUCCCCCAGUGUUGCGCCCUCUACGUCUCGCAGCGCCGCCUACAUGACAUGUGGGCACACUUCUUUGAGCAUCCAAUAGACGUUCUAGAAGGCGACUUGGAAACGUUACACCGGUCAGACAUCCACGCAUACUUCGCCCUAGUCGUGAUGAUGUUUCAACCGGGAGCCAGGCUUUACGCCAAAAAACUCAGGGAUCUCCAAGAUGAGACGUUCCUUCAGCAGCUUCAGUCUCUGGCAGAAGUGUGUAAGGUGCCCAUCACUGAGAAACUUCCGGAACAGCUACUGACGUCACUCUCAGGCCAGCUCACACCUUACGUCUACUGGGAGAAGAACAUAGACUGCUAUACGUUUUCGCACGAGAGCGUCAUGGAACUUAUGAUGUCAUCAUUUGUGAAACGGCACCCACAGCAUGUACUAGAAACGUGUGAGCUCCAGUUUCUGUUGGACUACGUGUUUACUGAGGAGAACCUUCUGAAGUCUCGAAACCAGGUGUUUGCCAUGCGUAUAUCACCUGACCACUUCUGGCUGCUCUCCCAAUCUAUCGACCACUAUAUCAACUACGGUCAUGUGGUUGCCAUGGCAACACACCGCGUGCUGCGUGACCCGGGCUUCCGGGAGUUCUUUUUCACGUAUCUGGAGAAGCGCGGGGAGUCCGAGCACAUCGUAUUGGCGGAGGAUAGCAGCGUCAAGGAAGGUGUCAGUCGGCGGCCUGUGGGUCUGAUGUUCUCAUCUAUAAAUCAGGACAAGCCCAAUGUCGGCCUGGUCCGGGCUCUCUGGAAAACAGGUUUAUACCAGAAGCACUCGAGUCCAUGGGUUGCGGGUGAACUGCGGUCCUCGCUACUGAUGGCGGUCCGGCGCGGUAGUCUAGAGGUGCUCCGACUGCUGGCAGAUGGUGGAAUCGAAAUUCCGCCUUGCCUAAUGGCAGAGAGCGAUUACUUGGGACGCAUAGACAUUGUCAAAGAGCUGCUCAAACGUGAGAAAUGGAGCCAGGAGCAGCUAGACGUGGCGCUUGUACGGGCGGCUCGUGUUCAGAGUGCAGGGGUGGAUGUGGUUAAGCUGCUACUAGGUGCCGGGGCAUCUCCCACGUCCAUUCGGGCCUCCAGCACCGCCCUUUGUGAAGCCGCCAAGGCCGAUAACGUAAAGACAGUGCAACACUUAUUAUCGUGCGGGGAGCCCGGGUGUGGCUCCAGUGUGACAGAGCGCGACCUUGCGGAGGGAACACCGCUUCAUCACGCAUGCGACGCCGGCCAUAUGGACGUCAUCCAGAUACUCCUGAAAAGGGACGCUAGCGUAAAUGCUCCGGAUGAACAGGGGAUGACGCCCUUUCUCGUGGCCGUUGGCUGGGGGAGGGAGGAGGUAUUACAGACAUUGCUAACGAAAAAGGUGAAUCCGUUACAUGUGGACGACCACAAGAAUAACAUGCUACAUAUAUGUGGCGCUACGGGUCACGAUGUUGUUAUGAAAAUAUUAGUGAAAAACUUUCCUGACGUGAUACAGAAACUGGCGAUAGCUCGGAACGUCUAUGGCUGGACGCCCCUUGAUUUCAGCUUCCGGUUGGGCCACCUUCAGGUCACGAAAAUACUCGUGGCGCAAGUGCUAAAGGUGUCCACACCGCGAAGCCUUGCAAGCCUCUCAGACUCAAAGACGUUUGUGCACACGCGGUUCAGUAUCGCUCGCCGUGAGGAAUUCGAUUUCCUGGAACCAAGUACUUGUCGUUUCGUGUGGGCGUCCGGGCAGAACGCGGUGUACCGGGUACCGCGGUGCAGGUGGCACAUUGAGGCAGCGGUGCCAGAGGAGUACGAGGAGACCCGGAAAUUUGUGGCAAAACACGAGGAGAAACUCAGAUGGUGCCUUGCCAAAACAUAAGGCACAUACAGGGAUACUUGUUUAUUUGAUUUAAAAAAAACAACAACAUUCAUUUCCAUUUAGUGAUUGUAACGUGAUCUGAAAGAAAUGCUUACUGUAAAUUAUAGCGGUAUAUUAUUACUGCUGUCAUCGAAAUCUUCAUUUACUAUUCCCGGUUACAUUUACAGAUGACGUCAACAGGAAUUAGUUUGUGUAUGUUAACAUCCGAAAUCAAAAUAAAAUGUUAAUAACAUUAAGUGUUUUUUCUGCGUUGUUUAACUUAGUCUUUUUGCAUGAUCAGCAUGCGCUAAUGAUUUUUGAGGUGGAAUUUUUAAUGAAUAUAAAAUGAAUAAGCGGUAUCAUGAACAACAAACUUGAAAAAGAAUUAACUGAUUUUCGAUUUCAAAUUCUAGUGAUUUGCAAUUUCAAAUACUAGUACGUGGUAUUCGAUUGAAAAACAUUAUAUAUCCGAAAAAGGUCGAUGAUCAAACCUUUCGAAUACUGCAGUCAAGCAUUUAAACUGCUCAGUUUUAACCAUAAUCACUGAAAUUGAUGGACGCUAGAUACCAGUCUUUAUAAAAAAUAUUUAUAGCUACGUGGUCACAAAUUCCCGAUAAAAUAUUUCUUAAAUGUUGUUGUUGUUGUUGUUGUUGUUGUUGUUGUUUAAACUCACUGAUUUAUAAAGCAUUAAAAUAUU